AUGUCAUCUCAAGCGGAAAUACAGGAAAAGAUCGCUGCGGCGAGGAGGGAGGCCGACAUGUUGAAGGACAAGAUCAGACAGCGUAAAGACCAGACAUCGGAUACGAGUCUCCGGGCGAUGGCUCAAGAAGUCGAACCCUUGCCUCGCGUCGUCAUGCGGGUCCGCCGUACCCUCAAGGGUCAUCUCGCCAAGAUCUACGCCAUGCACUGGUCGGCCGACAACAGGCAUAUCGUCUCGGCCUCCCAGGACGGCAAGCUCAUUGUCUGGGACGCUUACACCACCAACAAGGUUCACGCGAUCCCUCUCCGGUCAUCCUGGGUCAUGACCUGUGCCUAUUCCCCCUCGGGCCAGUUUGUCGCUUGCGGUGGUCUCGACAAUAUUUGUUCAAUCUAUUCGCUCAAAGGGGCUGGGAGCAGUAUGAAUGCCGGACAACCUCUGGGUCAGAUCACCAAGGUGUCGAGAGAGCUGAGCGCGCAUACGGGUUACCUGAGUUGUUGUCGGUUCAUCAAUGACCGACAGAUCGUGACGAGCUCGGGGGACAUGACCUGCAUGUUGUGGGACAUCGAGACUGGGACGAGAGUGCAGGAAUUUAAUGAUCAUACGGGAGACGUCAUGAGCUUGUCCCUCUCGCCCAAUCAGAAUAUUUUCGUAUCCGGAGCAUGUGACGCAACGGCCAAGUUGUGGGAUAUCAGGUCGGGUAAAUGCGUACAAACGUUUAUGGGCCAUGAGAGCGACAUCAACGCCGUACAAUUCUUCCCUGACGGCCAAGCUAUCGGGACCGGAUCCGACGACGCCUCGUGCCGACUCUUCGACCUCCGAGCUGACCGAGAACUGAACGUCUAUCAGCACAACAACAUUCUCUGCGGCGUGACUUCGGUCGGCUUUUCCGUCUCUGGCAGACUGCUCUUUGCCGGGUACGACGAUUACAAUUGCAACGUAUGGGACGUCCUGAAGGGAGAACGAGUGGGAGUCUUGGCCGGUCACGAGAACCGGGUCAGUUGCCUUGGAGUCAGCGCCGAUGGGAUGGCCAUGUGUACGGGUAGUUGGGACGGCUUGUUAAAGGUCUGGUCAUAA
Messenger RNA from Filobasidium floriforme, 1074 nucleotides. Its product is annotated as G-protein beta subunit GPB1. Gene Ontology annotation, cellular component: heterotrimeric G-protein complex; cytoplasm. The transcript has 5 exons. Gene Ontology annotation, molecular function: protein binding; signaling receptor complex adaptor activity. The coding region runs from base 1 to 1074 and encodes 357 amino acids. Gene Ontology annotation, biological process: G protein-coupled receptor signaling pathway. The record is from RefSeq and is a predicted model, not a curated record. Lineage: Eukaryota; Fungi; Basidiomycota; Tremellomycetes; Filobasidiales; Filobasidiaceae.